Paecilomyces variotii is the source of this 2253-nucleotide messenger RNA. RefSeq names its product major facilitator superfamily domain-containing protein. The record is from RefSeq and is a predicted model, not a curated record. Gene Ontology annotation, molecular function: transmembrane transporter activity. The transcript is spliced from 3 exons. NCBI's taxonomy places the organism in Eukaryota, Fungi, Ascomycota, Eurotiomycetes, Eurotiales, Thermoascaceae. The coding region runs from base 269 to 2128 and encodes 619 amino acids. Gene Ontology annotation, biological process: transmembrane transport.
CGGUAAUAGCCUUUGGACCCCUCUCGCAACAUCUUGACGCCCAAAGGCGCCAUUUCUAUUCGUUUGUCCUGGAUUUUUCCUGCGUACUGAAAAAUUAUAUCAUGUGACGAAUGUGCAUUUAGCCUACCUAUCUAUACCCGAGUCGAUUUUGAUAAAGAAUUAUUAUCCGUUUACCAACGUGUAUUGAACUUGCCCAAGAGCACACCCCACCCACUCAUUGCUAUCUACCCGGUCGGAUCUGGCGGUGGACGGCGUCGAAUCCAAUUCUAUGAGCAUGACCAGGAAUACCUCAGUCCUCAAAAAUACAGAUGAUCGCGAGAAUGAACCUCAUACUGUAAUACCGCAGGACUCCGAUACCGACUCCCAAGGAUUUGACCUUUCAGAUCACGGAAAUAGCUAUGACAGUGAUGACUCCUUCACACUCAAUGCUGCGGAGUCGUCUCCGCGACGAAGGCUGCUCCGUCUCUCUCCAGCAAUCGACCCGAACAGCCCGCGCCGUUCUUCUUUUACAGAACAAGAUGAGGCACAGACAGCGGCAGCAGCAACAGAUCGAUCGCAGACGGAGAAGCCGGUAACAUGGUCAUCACUCCCGAAGAAGGGCCAGCUUGCCAUCCUCACAUUUGCGCGUCUGUCGGAGCCAUUGACUCAAACGUCCCUGCAGGCGUAUAUGUUCUACCAGCUGCGGUCCUUUGAUCCAUCUCUGCCGGAUUCGACUAUUUCCUCUCAAGCUGGUAUUCUGCAGGGAUGCUUCACAGCUGCGCAAUUCUUGACAGCGGUCUUCUGGGGACGUCUAGCGGAUUCGGACUGGAUGGGGAGAAAGAGAGUUCUCAUGAUAGGCCUAUUUGGGACGUGUGUUUCGUGUCUGGGAUUUGGCUUCUCGAGGUCGUUCAUUGCAGCAGCUGUCUUCCGUACGAUCGGUGGCGCCCUCAACAGUAAUGUUGGAGUGAUGAGGACAAUGAUAGCGGAAAUCAUUCAAGAAAAAAAGUACCAGUCACGAGCAUUCUUGAUCUUGCCCAUGUGCUUUAAUGUCGGCGUAAUCAUUGGGCCCAUCCUCGGUGGUAUCCUGGCAGAUCCAGUGAAAAGAUAUGGUUCACUACUCGGCCCCGGAUCGCUGCUUGGGGGGAAGGAUGGUGUCUGGUGGAUGCAGCAUUGGCCGUAUGCUCUGCCAAAUGUCGUCAGCGCGAUAUUCAUAUUCGCAUCGUUCCUAGCCAUUCUGCUUGGGCUCGACGAGACACAUGAAGUUGCAAGGUAUAAGACCGACCCCGGACGUAAAUUGGGUAAAAUCAUAGCGAGACGUGUCUUUCGCAGGCAUCCUCGCCACUACGAACCUCUUGCAACUGAAGCUGAUGCUACGACGUCCAUCGACUUGGAAGGUAGUACGGGCUAUAGAUCUGUGCCACCCAGUCCUGCCCAACCAAGGCACACUCAACCUAAGAAACGCAAUUUACGUGAGCUACGGAGGAAGAACGUCCUUCUAACCCUCCUAACGCAUUUCCUGCUGGCGUUUCACACCAGUGCAUUCAAUAAUAUGAUUUUCGUCUUCUUACCGAUGCCACGCAUGCCCCCAAGCAGCAGACAUGGCUUGCACUUCAGCGGCGGUCUUGGACUGUCUAGUGAGCGUGUUGGUCUUGCCACCGCUGUUAUUGGGCUCAUCGGUCUGCCUUUGCAGAUAUUCGUGUAUCCCAGAGUGCAGUCAUACCUUGGAACGUUGAAGUCGUACCGCACGUUUCUCCCCUUUUCGCCUGUUGCGUACAUGCUCAUGCCAUUCCUCGUGCUCAUACCGACCAAGCCAUGGCUAGUCUGGCCAGCCUUUACAAUCGUUGUCGGCUUGCAGGUGAUCUCGAGAACAUUUGCUCUCCCUGCUAACAUCAUCCUUGUCAAUAACUCUGUCUCGGAACGUGCGGUCCUCGGGACACUGCACGGCAUUGCGCAAAGUAUCUCGAGUGCUGCACGCACUAUGGGCCCGGUCAUUGGAGGUUGGGGACUGGGAAUGGGAUUGAAGCACAAUAUUAUCGGCGCUAUUUGGUGGGCGCUGGCAGCAGAAGCACUGCUGGGUUGGGUAUUCACAUGGACUAUCGAAGAAGGGAAAGGGAUUGAGAGAAAGCCAACAACUGAGGAGCAGAGGUAAUAGAGAAUUCACUUCUGUGCCGUUUAUGCCUUUUUGCCCUGGACAUAUAUGUACAUAUGUAUAUAAAUGGGUCACCUACCUUGGUAUUAGCGAUCGAAACGAAUAGAUGAUGAGUUACGUUUUCA